Molecule: messenger RNA, 3007 nt
Organism: Pocillopora damicornis (cauliflower coral)
Lineage: Eukaryota; Metazoa; Cnidaria; Anthozoa; Scleractinia; Pocilloporidae
Biological process (GO): protein phosphorylation
Molecular function (GO): ATP binding; protein kinase activity
Source: RefSeq, a predicted model, not a curated record
AUGAACGCUUUGCCAUUCAUUUAUCAACCUGACAGAGUUCUUUCUACUCUAUCAGAGGCAAAAAUCGAAGACGAACGCAAAAGAAGCCUACUGCUGGAUGAAUUUCGCAAAGCCCAAGAUUUUUUGAGUCAACUGAAUGAGAAUCGCUCAUUGCCUUUGCUGCGGGUGAAUAUAACCGAAAUUUUAGAGGAAAUGAAGCAACAUAUCAGCCAACUCGAACAGAAGGAAUACUAUAUUCUUGUUGCAGGCGAGGCAAGUGCUGGAAAAAGCAGCCUGAUAAAUCUCAUUCUGGGAGAGAGGCUUCUUCCAUCUUCCUCACUGAGCACAACUUCCACGCUAUGUGAAUUGAAGUACGGCGAGGAAAGAAAAAUUGUGGCGCACCUCAAAGACACAGAUUCGAAAACAGGCCUAACAUCGACCAUAUUUCUUGAGAAUCCAACAGAAUCUUCAGGGAAAAGCUAUCUCCAGCAGAUCUCACCUUUUGUCCACGUGAAGGGUGCAGACCGUGGGAAAGGUACAAUUUACAAAAAGGUUGAAAUCUUCUGGCCUCAUCAAUUGUUGAAGAAAGGUGUCACUAUCAUUGAUAGUCCUGGUGUUGGAGAAUCGGAAGUCAUGGACGAAGUAGUGACAGAGUAUCUUCCUCAAGCCUUUGGAUUUAUUUAUGUCAUCAACAGCGCAAACGCUGGAGGGGUUCAGAAAGACAGGCUUGUAUCUUUGCUGAGCGAACUGGGCAAGAUAUCGCGUGAAAGACAAGAAGAGUUUCCCUCCAAAUGUGCUUUGUUCGUAUGCAACAAAUGGGACCAGAUUCCAGAGGACGAAGCCGACGAUGUUAAGGCACACAUAAAGACCAAGUUAAAAGAGUGGUGGCCUGAUCUCAUUCCUGAAUCCCAGAUCACCUACAUAUCUGUAAAAAAUGCUCUCGGUGCUCAGAGCCGUGGAAAGAUUAAAACCGACUUCAUCACCCUGAUGAAUGGGAUCCGUAUUUUUGUUCUAAAAUGCAUUGAGCAAAGACAACAAACCCAACUUAUUGAUAGGAUUCGCAUAGAUAUGACAGCCCAAGCCAACGAGGUCGAAACAAAGCUCUGCGAAUUUCUCAAUUCAGAGGAUUUGGGAACACAAUUCAUCUAUCGAUUUUACGGAUCUGCUCCAUCCGUAAGUGAGCUGGACGAAGAACUGCAAGUAAUUUUGCAACAGUGGGAAGAUAAAAAUCACGUAUUUGCAAAUGCUUUUAGCUUGCCUCUUCAACGAUUUUUGGAGCAACACAAGAACUCUGCUUCUGCCAUAAGAGGACACCUAGCUGCAUUUGGGCUGAGAGAGGCCUGUGCUCACUGCAACGAGGAGUUGCAGUGGAAGGAUGAUGCAUCUGCCUUUCUUGGGUGUGGUAUGUUUGCCUCUGUGUACAAAGGGAAGAUGAGAAGACAUGGAUUCGAGCAAAAAGUAGCUGUGAAGGAUGAAAGAGAGCUUUCUUCAGUAGGACACCUUGCAGAAUUUGGGCUGAGAGAGGCCUGUGUCCACUGCAAUGAAGAGUUGCAGUGGAAGGAUGAUCCAUCUUCCAUUCUUGGGCGUGGUACGUUUGCCUAUGUGUACAAAGGAAAGAUGAGAAGACAUGGAUGCGAGCAAAAAGUAGCUGUAAAGGUUUGCAUCAAACCUUUAGACGUCGAGAAUGCAAGUCUCUUAGUUAAAGAGAUGACCCUUUUGAGACUCGAAGAGAAAUUCUAUUUCUACGCGCGCCCGUGUAUUACUCUCUAUUUGUCUUUGUUUUUAUUUAAGCUGUCGGAAGAGGAUUCCGUGAGAAUAGGUGAUGUCGGCGUUUCUAAGGAAGCAAGUAAAGUCAGCGGUACUGUUAAGGGAUCUUUUUCGUACAUGGCACCUGAGGUUUUCCAUUCUAAACUAUAUGAUUUCAAAGCAGACAUCUACAGUUUUGGAAUAAUGCUUUGGGAGAUGUGGUUUGGACGACGAGCAUUUGCUGAAGUUGAAGCGUUAAACAAUCAACAUUUCUUUAGCUUGGUGGAUCAUGGGCGUCGUCCGAAAGAUAUCAUGGAAUUGAAAAAGCCUCCACGCCGCUGGAAAGAACUUAUGGAGAGAUGCUGGGAUAGAGACCCAGAAAAACGUCCCACAGCUGACAAUUGUGAGCGAGAAAUGACUGAAAUCUGCAGUGCAUGGACUGGUCAUUAGGAAGAACCAUGUUCCAAAUUAUACAUAAAGGCUACCGUCAAUAAUUGCACAUAUACUUUGCUUAUAUCACAAGCAAGCAGACAAGUUUAAUUAGCAUUUUCGAACAUCUGUCUUUUUUUAAUUUCACAUUAAAGGGUGCCAAUGGCUAGGACCAUUCGUAUCACUAACACAAUACAAUAUUGUUACAACACAAUUUUGUUGCCAUUUUUGGCCUACAAAUUAAUUUUUACCUCGACCGCCCGCUUAACUAAGAUUACGUUUUGUUCCUCGUUGCGGAAUCAAUAAAAAGAAGGCUGUGGCAUGGCUGAACAUUACACAACAGCUUGGUAUGUCUUUGGCCAAGAUACUGGAAAGAGUUCACAGUUCUUCCUUGGAGAUAUAAGCAGGUGUUUGUGGAAAGAAGGGAAAUGACUAGUGAGUUACUGGUUUUACAGUUUAAGAUGAGUUUCAAUCAUCUGAAUGGUACCAGGUAAUUUCUUUGUACAACCAUGGAACCAUGGUAGUUUUACUCAGGGAAGCAACAAUUAAACUGCAUUUCAAUUCAUUUGGAUUUAGUUUUGAAUGGUGAGAUUUUAAUUCGGAUAAAUUUCAAAUUCGCGAGUAAACGUGACUCACGCCAUCGUCAUGCAGAUUGAUAUGUUGUAUUAUUGACUUUGUUUCUUCCCUACACGCUACAUGGAAAUCCGUCAUCAAUUUUAAGUGGCUCCAUAGCGUUGUUGGUUUGAUUAUGACAUAUGCACUGGCGUUCUUUUCAUAGAUAAUUAUUAUGUGCUUUCUGCCUACAAGAUCACUAAAAUUGACCAAAAUGUAAUAAACAAGAUUCAGACUGUUA